Molecule: messenger RNA, 3838 nt
Organism: Acanthopagrus latus (yellowfin seabream)
Lineage: Eukaryota; Metazoa; Chordata; Actinopteri; Spariformes; Sparidae
Gene: prlra
Product: prolactin receptor a
Exons: 7
Coding region: 769-2514 (581 amino acids)
Biological process (GO): cytokine-mediated signaling pathway
Cellular component (GO): external side of plasma membrane; signaling receptor complex; membrane
Molecular function (GO): cytokine receptor activity; cytokine binding
Source: RefSeq, a predicted model, not a curated record
AAUGAGGAAUUGUCAGUAAGAUGCACGUUCCACUUCGAAUGUAAGAAUAUAACCAAGUGGUAGAAAAACAGAGCUUGACAACGGCAGUUGCAGCAACAACUCGAUGAGAUGUCUUCACAUGCCCAAGGUCGGCACAGUCGUCGGUGAGCGGCCUACCUGCUGGUUUGGCAGCAUCGAGGGCAUCAGACAUGUGUAAGAGGAUAAAGAUUGCGGCGACUCAACUGGCACUGGCUGUCCCCGCGCUUUCGGGGGUUUAAAAACCGUGUAAGGUUGAUGAGGAACAGAAGCAGAAGAGGGUUGUUGUGGACACUCCAUCCUCAAACACACCUACACUUGCUGGGACUGAGGCUGGCUGUUGUGUCACGUCUCCUUUGUCUCGGCCCGAAAAGCUGCACUUGAGCACACAUCAGAGAGUAGAGCUACCCCUCUGCUGAUACGCAAACCCUUGCUACGAUUGUGCAGCAAUUGCUUGUCACCACACUCACUAAUGUAGCCGCACUUAAUGGAGAAUGUGUCCGAUAUAAAAGCUGGAGUCACCGCACUAAAUGGGUGGAAUCAUGGAUACUACCGGGGGGCGGAUACUGCACUGAUCCACUCACCUGAAAAGUCAAUCACAGUGAUUUCUCUCACCAACGAGCUGCUGCUGAUUCUACAUGCCAAAUCGGCUGUGUGACAUUGAGGCCUGGCGUGUAGGGUGCCUUAAUAAAUGCUGAAGCUCACUAGAUCCAAGAUCUGCCCACCACUGAUCGGGUCCUCUGACCAAUCAGCAUGAGUCACUGCUCCAGCAACAGCAGCAUGUUGUCGGUGGAGUUAUCUUUCGGGGUCUUUUUUGAAAAGAAAUCCUUGAGCUCUGACACGGUGAACGAAUGUCCUGACUACCGCACGGCCGGAGAGAACUCCUGCUUCUUUAACAAGAACGACACGUCCAUCUGGGUCAACUACAACAUCACCGUGGUGGCCACCAACGCGCUGGGAAGCACCUUCUCCGACCCCGUGGAUAUAGACGUGGUGUACAUCGUCAAGCCCAAUCCUCCAGAGCAGGUAGCCGUCACUGUGAUGGAGGACAAGGGCUGGCCCUUCAUCCGGGUGUCAUGGGAGCCGCCGCAUAAGGCCGACACCCGCUCCGGUUGGAUCACGCUCAUCUACGAGAUCCGCGUCAAGUUGGAGGAGGAAAACGACUGGGAGAUGCACCUCGCCGGCCAGCAGAAGAUGUUUAACAUCUUCAGCCUGCGGUCAGGCGGCACGUACCUCGUUCAGGUGCGCUGUAAGCCCGAUCACGGCUUCUGGAGCGAGUGGAGUUCCUCUUCCUACGUCAAAGUCCCCGACUAUUUCCAUCGGGAGAAGUCCGUGUGGAUCCUCAUCACGGUCUUCUGUGCCUUCAUCUUCCUCAUCGUCACCUGGUUGCUACACAUGAACAGCCGCAGUCUGAAGCAUUUUAUCCUGCCACCAGUCCCUGGUCCUAAAAUCAAAGGAUUUGAUAAGCAGCUGCUCAAGAACGGCAAGUCUGAGGAGGUCUUCAGUGCACUGGUGGUGUCUGACUUCCCCCUGAAGUCAUCUAACUACGAGGACUUGCUGGUGGAGUACUUAGAAGUGUAUAUCCCCGAGGAGCAGGAGCUGAUGCUGGAGAAAAGCAUGGAUCUGGACGUCAGUUGCCUGAAAUCUGAGGGAUCCACGUCCGACAGCGACUCCGGCCGGGGCAGCUGCGACAGUCAUACUCUGCUGAUGCAUAAGUGUGAUGGGGUAAAAGAAGGAGAAGAGAGGCAAGCGGAGGAGGCACGGAGGCAUCAGAAGGACUGGAAGGAAGAAGCCUCGACCUACUCUAAUGUAGACAGCAGCCCUGACAUGUCCAGUGGCAGGGUGAAGACCUGGCCGUCUGUGUUUUCACCGCUACCCCGGUACAGCUCCAACCAGCAGGGCUCACUCGAGAUGGCCAAACAGCACUAUCUCUCCGACAGCCUUUUCCGCCCGAGCUCCACGUCCUCCUGCCACACCCAGCCCGGCCACGGCGCCACAGAGGCUCUCGGGCCGAGCUACUGGGAGUGUGGCCUGAGCAACAAGCAGCCUCACCUGCUCCACCCCGAGGGGCAGGCUCAGAGGCAGCUCCAGGCCCACAGCGACGACAACAUCUCCAGCAUCGGCCGCAAGCCGACGCCUGCUGGGCUGCCCUCGCCCGCUCUCCGGUCCACCGAGUACGUGGAGGUCCAGAGGGUCAACGAGGAGGAUAUGGUGCUUCUCCAGCCUGUGUCAGGCCGAUGUGGCGACGUGGAGGGCUACCCCCAGGCCCCCCACGGAGAGGACUACAGCAAGGUGAAGGGGGUGGACGGGGACAACAUGCUGCUGCUCCAGAGAGAGGUGAGAGAGGAGACAGGGAACUGUGACACGCCGUCCACAGUUACCACAACACAGAAGCCUACAGCCUGCAUUCACUCUGCCAUGCCGGUCCAGGGCGAAGCGGUCCUGGGAGUGAACGGUUACGUUGACACUGCCACCGUUUGCACACUGCCUACCUACUAGGUGCCCCAACCGGCAGGUCUGGGACAUUGCAAGACCUGUUUGAGGACGGGAACCAGACGAAAAAACACUAACACUGGACGUGAAAAAGUGGUCGCAAAGACAAUACGCCGCUGUCACAGAAUUACAGUUAUUUAUCUUUCAUCCUCUUCUCGUGUGAGAAAGAUACUUUCACCGACUGCACAGCGGUGAUGCUCUGACUUUGAGAAUCCAAAAGCAUUUGAAUGAUCUGAAAAACACUCUCUACUCAGCGUGUGAUCGAUUGUACAAAUUAUUUGGUAUUUCAUGCUGUUUGCUCUUUCUCCGUCACAGGCACAACUUUUCAUGUGGUGUACUUUUAUAUUGAAAAAUGUAUUUAUCUAUACUGUUGGAAAAUUAUUUAUGUAAUGAUCUUAAUCGCCGAAAGCUCAAACAUCAAAUGUUUGUAUUCUGUGUCAAUUUUUUUAUCUGUGUGUUUUUCUCUGUUCCCUGUAGAACACUUAAAGCAAGUAGUGCAGGAGGGAAGUGGUUGAGGGGGCUGCAGCACCCCCUGCUGGCCAGGACAAAAACAUUCAUCAACAUUACCUUUUCAAAUAAUACUUCUAAUGAUAAAUGAAAGAGUAAAUAAAUACUACUGUAACAGUUUCCGUUCGAGUGCUCCUGGAUGCACAGUUUUGCUGUUGUAGCAGUAUGAAGAAAUGUGUUUAUUAUCUGCUGAAACAUACCUGCAUCAGGAAACAACCUGAGACAGCAGAGACAUGGGCGGUCAGCCACAGUCAGGGGUGCGUUAAUGGUGUGUGACAUGGUUUUUGUAUUCACUUGGACAGCCGUGAUGAAUUACAGCUAAUUGUUAUUAACAGUGAUUUACAACAAUUUCAGAUUUUUGCUGCUUUGAUCGAUUAAAUGGUAUAAUAAGAAUGUAACAUUUGAUUUUCUUGAUGGGAAGAUGGUGUCAUGAUAUGUGCUUAUGGCUACGUGCAACAACACUACUUUUAAUGUGACUCUAUCGCUCAAGAGUGAUUCACGUCAGUGGCUUUGUUUUGCCAUAUUUUUUUUCUUUCCUCUUCUGUGUGUACUGUAUCAGUCUCCAUGUAUGGCUUUGUAAACAGCAGCCAAACAUACACACACUGCAAUUUUCACACAUAAAUCAAACCUUUAAAAAGAAAAAAAAAUCCUGCUUAUAAUACAGUUCAUAUGAAAGAAAUGGUAUGUGGAUGAUUAUUUUGUGUCUGCUAGUAUCUUGAUGAUUACCUGUUAUGAUUACAUGUGCAGUCAUCUAUAAUGAGGCGAAAAUGAAAAAUAAACACUCUGACCUGUGAUUGGUCAGCAACCUCCUGUUCUACUGACA